Sander lucioperca (pikeperch) is the source of this 898-nucleotide messenger RNA. Its product is annotated as tyrosine-protein kinase STYK1. Gene Ontology annotation, molecular function: protein tyrosine kinase activity; ATP binding. NCBI's taxonomy places the organism in Eukaryota, Metazoa, Chordata, Actinopteri, Perciformes, Percidae. Gene Ontology annotation, biological process: protein phosphorylation; regulation of apoptotic process. The record is from RefSeq and is a predicted model, not a curated record.
GUCCAGGCAGCUUUGUGUCGCUGGGAAAUCCACGAAGAGUUUGUUCUUGAGGUACUGGAGUUUUGGCAGACGGGUCGCCAUGGCCCCAUUCGUAAAGGUCUGCUGAAGAAGAGAGGGAGCCUUGUGGUAGUUAAGUCCCUCCGAGAUGGCCCCAACCAGCCUGAAGCUAACGAGUUUGUGAAGUGGGUCCUCUUCCACGCCACAGUGUGUAAACAUGAGAACGUGGUGCGGAUGUUGUACUGUCAGAGCAAGCGUCCGCCCAUAUAUCUGGUCUUAGAUGCCUACAGACCAGGGAACCUCCUUCACUUCCUCUGGACACUCAAAAAUGUAACAUCGUACACAGCUUUGGUUGAUUACCUGAGGCUGGUGCAUGGUGAUGUUGCGGCCAGGAACAUCAUAACUGGCCCAGGCCUAUCAGCCCGGGUUCUGGGCGUAGCAUUCUGAGGACGCAGACUGGAUCCACCAAUUAGGCAGAGGGCAGCAGAGGUGCCUCUGAAAUGGCAGGCUCCAGAGAGGAUCAUGAUGCAGCUCAGUAUCGACAGGAGCGACAUGUGGUCAUUUGGAAUCUUAUUGUAUGAACUGAUGGCAUUGGGCUCUCCUCCAUACCCUGAGCUGGAGCCUCUGUCGGUGCUUCCAAAGCUACAGGGCUCUUAUCGAACAAAGAGACCGGAGAAUUGUGGAGGACCUUUGGAAGUAAACUUGUAUGAUCUGAUGAAGUACUGUUGGAUGUGGAGCUUCAAAGACCGAGCUGCAUUCUCAGCCAUCAUGAAGCUGUUGGAGUCCUCGCAGCAUCUGGCGACUAUUCAAUUCAAUUUUAUUUAUAGUAUCAAAUCAUAACAAGAGGUAUCUCAAGACACUUUACAGAUAGAGUAGGUCUAGACUACACUCUAUAAUAUAC